CACUUGGGGGCGGUAGUUCACCAAGUAUGCGUAAUUCGCUACCACAUUCGCUGACGAGCAGGCCUACCUUGUCUAUUCAGCCUUAUCUUUUGUAAUUUUUUUCAUUUGAUGGCAUUAACGUCUACAUUGUUGAACAAUGUGGCCAUGUCCGAUGAUAAUACGCAUAAUUACAAAUAUAGUGUUGUAAAGCUGUUUCCAAGUCUGUUGCCAUAGCAGCAUAAAGCGGUUUCCAGCGACAUAAGACAGAGAUGGACGGGGUUUGGGGUGAGCAGGCUAACCUUAACGUUAACUAUCCAAAUAAUGCACACUUGCUAUCUGUCUAAGGAGUCCCCGCCUCCAAACCAGGUGUUGGAACCAUGUGCAAUAUGCGGGAGAACUUUUCUAGUACAAAUACUGGAGAAGCACGUACCCAUUUGCAAGAAAACAGCAGCCAAAAAGAGGAAAGUGUUUGACUCCAGUCGGCAGAGAGCAGAAGGAACCGAACAUUUGUUAUUUUUUAAAUCAAAGUGGCGAAACGCUUCGUUCCAGAGGCCAGAGCCAAUUAAGAAACAGUCAAACUGGCGCUUGAAGCACGAGGAAUUGAUCAACACCAUCCAUGCCACAAAGGGCCUGGCUCGUGUAUUGAAGGAUGGAGGCCCUCUACCUCCACCUCUGCCUCCUUCCUCAAACCCAGAUUACGUCCAGUGCCCGUUCUGCCAGAGGACGUUCAAUGAGGGUGCCGCACAGAGACAUAUCAACUUCUGCAAGGAGCAAGCCUCACGCCUGCAGAACAGGACCAACAGAGGGAGAACCCCUGUGAAGCCACAGUACAAACCUCCCCCAAUUAAGAAGGUGAACUCUGGGCAGAAUGCUGGAGCAGCCUCAGGAAGGAGGACACCCUCUGCUGGAUCUGUGAGGAGAAGCUACUCCCCGGCCCGCAGUGAUUCUUCGGGCAUGACCAGCCCCACGCCUGGUGCGGAACCCAAGCGUCUAAAUUCUCCAGGGUCUGUUCAGAGCUCACUGCGGGGGGUUGGAGUAAAGAUAACACCAAAAGCCUACAGUGCACGAAGCACCACUCCCAGCGAGGCGUGCUCCAACCAGGCCCGGCUGGCCAACUUCUGCCAGGACUGCGGGAGCAGGUACCCCUCGGACAGGGCCCAGUUCUGCUGCGAGUGCGGGCUGAAGAGGCUGUCCAUAUGAGCGCCGACGCACCGCCGUCAGUCUGAAUCGCCACGACAACGCCACUGGCCCAUGCAUUCCGUGAUUGUUGAGGCAGCCAUUCCCACCAAGGCAUUCCUCACUUGGAUACAGUUCAAAUUUGUUAUGAAUGUAGUGUUAAAAGCUAUAUUUAUUUUAUAGAACCCACACAAAGGAAUAGGAAAAAAGAAUAAUAAAUUUAGGUACUGCCCUGUACAUUAAUCUGGCCUGGUCAUUUAGAGAAUGUAGAACAUUGGCAUAUCGCCAAGGUGUUCAGCUAUAACAGCCUUGACCUUAGCGAUAUUAUUUAUAGUGCGUUUCAUUUCAGCUGAAAGGGUAUUUCCCAAUAACUGUACAGGAAUAUCAAUGAGGGAGGCAGCGUUCUCUGUGGAGUUCCAUGGCCUGCAAUUGCUGUGUUGCAUCCGAUGACAGUGUAACAUUCGAUGCUGACGUAAGCAUUUGUACCUAUUACUUUGAAAUCUAUUAAAUAAUAAAAUGACUCUCGACA
Molecule: messenger RNA, 1684 nt
Organism: Anguilla rostrata (American eel)
Lineage: Eukaryota; Metazoa; Chordata; Actinopteri; Anguilliformes; Anguillidae
Product: zinc finger C2HC domain-containing protein 1A-like
Exons: 9
Coding region: 301-1179 (292 amino acids)
Source: RefSeq, a predicted model, not a curated record